Molecule: messenger RNA, 2190 nt
Organism: Manihot esculenta (cassava)
Lineage: Eukaryota; Viridiplantae; Streptophyta; Magnoliopsida; Malpighiales; Euphorbiaceae
Product: protein RCC2 homolog
Exons: 16
Coding region: 264-1850 (528 amino acids)
Source: RefSeq, a predicted model, not a curated record
UUGGAAAACGCAAACAAAGCAAUCCUUUUUAUCCUUUUUCUCAUUUCUCAUGCUUCCAUUUUGGAUUAGGGUUUCGCUCUGCUCUGCUUUCACGUUGAAGCUUAAACCCCAACCGUGCCGAUCCUCCCCCACUAGCCGUUAGCUCAUAUUUCCCGCCAUUUUUUACGUCAUCCCAGCCGUUGAUUUGCGUUAUUUCAAAUUUUAGCCGUUGGAUCUGUUCUAUUUGGUGCCAUUUUCGUUUUCUUAUUCUGUUUUAAGUGGAAAUGUCGGCUGUUGAAACGGAGAAGAAGGUCGACGACGAGAAAAAGGAGGGGGAGCUCUUGUUUUGUGGCGCCACUUGUUGGAAUAUUAUUGGUCGCAAGAAAGGUGUCCAGGAAGGCAACUUGGUCUCUCCUACUCGUCUCCGUCCGCUCGUCGGCGUCGACAUUCGCUUCGUUGCCGCUGGCUGUGUAUCUUGUCAUUGUGUGGCCCUGGACGUGGAAGGGCGGUGCUAUACAUGGGGUAGAAAUGAGAAGGGGCAACUUGGUCAUGGAGACACAGUUCAGCGUGAUAGGCCUACAAUUGUUUCAGAACUUUCGAAGUAUAAAAUUAUUAAAGCUGGAUCAGGGAGAAGCCACACAGUAGUGGUCACAGAGGAUGGUCAAUCCCUAGCAUUUGGCUGGAAUAAACAUGGGCAGUUAGGUUCUGGCUCAGCAAAAAAUGAAAUUGAGUCAUCUCCUGUUCGCUGUCUCCUGUCUGACAUCAAGAAUACUGCUUGUGGAGCUGAUUUUACUGUCUGGUUGUCGUCUGUUGAAGGAGCUUCUAUACUAACUGCUGGCCUUCCACAGUAUGGUCAGCUUGGACAUGGAACAGACAAUGAGUACAAUACUAAAGAUAGCUCAGUCAGGCUUGCAUAUGAAGCCCAGCCACGGCCUAGAGCAAUUGCUUCUCUUGCUGGGGAAACUAUUGUAAAAGUUGCAUGCGGAGCUAAUCAUACAGUGGCUGUAGAUUCAAAUGGCUAUGUUUACACGUGGGGCUUUGGUGGUUAUGGAAGGCUUGGACAUAGAGAGCAGAAGGAUGAGUGGGUUCCUCGUCGUGUGGAAGUCUUUUCAAAGCACAAUGUCCUGCCUGCUGAUGCAGUGAUUUCUGCUGGUUCUGCAAAUUCUGCGUGCACUGCUGGAGGUGGACAAUUGUACAUGUGGGGCAAAAUAAAGAAUACUGGUGAUGACUGGAUGUAUCCUAAACCUCUAAUGGAUUUAAGUGGUUGGAAUUUACGUUGCAUGGAUUCUGGCAGCAUGCACCAUUUUGUUGGUGCUGAUAACUCCUGCAUAAGUUGGGGCCAUGCUCAGUAUGGUGAACUAGGAUAUGGUCCUUCUGGACAAAAGUCUUCAUCAGUACCCAAGAAGGUAGAUAUUCUUGAGAGCAUGCAUGUUAUUGGUGUUGCAUGUGGCAUGGGCCUUUCCAUGGUUAUAGUUGAUAGAACAAAUGUUGAUGACCGGCUUGAGCAGCUGGAUAUCUAUGAUGGCAAGGUUUCUGGUGAAGCAGGGAGUGAUGAACCAGAGAGCAAAUCUCCAGCUGCUAAGCAAAGUACAAAAAAAGUUAGCGCUAAAGCUUCCGAUGAUUCAAAGAAAAGGAAGAAACCCAAAGAUUCAUCAGAAUCAGAAGAUGAAGACAUCACGGAUACUGAAAGUGAAAGUAGCGAAGAACAGGUCAAUGGCCGCACUCGACAAAGUGAACCGGGUAGAAAGGUUCCUGAUAGAAGUCGAGGAAAAUCUGCAGCACAAGGUAAAGUUGGUGGGCGUUCGAGCAAUAAAAGUACAAAUUCUUCUAAAGUAAAAGCAGGCAAGAGAGGAAGGCCAAGGAAGGCAUAACUUGCAUACUCUGGAUGAAAAUUGAAAUUUUUAUGUAGAGAACUGCGCAAUCGAAUUUGCAUUUUUUAAUUGUUCAAGCAUUUUUAAGUUUCAUUUCCCUUGGCAUCCUUUUGUGCUUCCUCUUUUAAAGGAAGCAAGUAUUUAUGGGUAUUGAUGCCUUGAUUACUCGUUGAGAUCUAGGGAAACUGAAGCAUUUUGGGCGUAAGCUUGUUCCAUUUUUAUGUCAACUGAUUCUAAUCUGUGAAUUGAUGACAGGAAUGCUUACCAUGAACUUGUUCCAGACGAGAAAAUUUUUUCAUUUUACAUGAUGUAGGCAUAUGAAGUUUACUACGUUGCUUUU